Macrosteles quadrilineatus (aster leafhopper) is the source of this 2918-nucleotide messenger RNA. Its product is annotated as nuclear cap-binding protein subunit 2-like. Lineage: Eukaryota; Metazoa; Arthropoda; Insecta; Hemiptera; Cicadellidae. The record is from RefSeq and is a predicted model, not a curated record. The coding region runs from base 302 to 784 and encodes 160 amino acids. Gene Ontology annotation, cellular component: nuclear cap binding complex. Gene Ontology annotation, molecular function: RNA cap binding. Gene Ontology annotation, biological process: mRNA cis splicing, via spliceosome. The transcript is spliced from 4 exons.
UGUUCUUAACGUCUUGUUCGAAGGCCUAUCGAAAUUUAUUUUGAUUGUCCAUAGAAGAAUUAACUUUUUACGAGGCGAUACAAUUUUUAAAAUUAUUUAACUAUCAUUUCUUAAGGACUGGUAUUUUUUCCAGUAAUAGUUUCAUGGGGAUAUUAAUCCGUAGUUGAUAUCCCCAGUGUUAAGUGUACAACAUACAAGCUGUAAAGUAAAGUGUAUCCUCGCCUUUAAGGAAUAUAAAAACCAAGUAGUCCUACCUGUAAUUAAGCUACAUUGGGCCUACAGUUAAAACUCCUAAAUUAAAAUGACAUCGGUUUCAUCUCCCUCCGUUGAACUAAGCUCUUACAGAGAUCAACACUUUAAGGGUUCAAGAGGUGAACAAGAAAGACUGUUAAGAGUUUCUUCAACGCUUUAUGUUGGAAAUUUGUCUUUCUUCACAACCGAAGAACAAAUUUACGAACUCUUUUCAAAAUGUGGAGAUAUCAAACGAAUCAUCAUGGGGUUGGACAAAUACAAAAAGACACCGUGUGGCUUCUGUUUUGUCGAGUACUACACAAGACCUGAUGCGGAGAACUGCAUUAGAUAUAUCAACGGAACACGACUUGACGAUCGGAUUGUCCGAACUGACUGGGAUGCAGGGUUCGUGGAGGGCAGACAAUAUGGACGUGGUAAAACUGGCGGACAGGUGCGUGAUGAAUACCGCACAGACUUUGACGGCGGCCGAGGCGGCUAUGGGAAGAUCAUCCAGCAGAAGGUAGCCACACCUGAAGUUGCAGCUUUCCGAUAAUCAUCUGACAUCAAUCCCGACUGACGACUUCAGACAUCAAUAUCGAUUGUAUUAAAGUAUGAUACUCCAUACUCAAACAUUUUUAUACAGUAACUUUUUACUAAAUAUCAUCCAAAAACAUAGAGAAAGAUACUGUUGUAUUGUAGCAUCUAUUAUUUGUACCGGGGAAUGAGCAUUGAUUGAUGUUGCUUUGUUGAGGUUACAAAUCAUAAAACAUACGAGUACAACAAUAGUCAAUAAUACAAUGAUAUCACCGAAUACUCUCUAAAAUAAGUAAUCAAAUGAAUUACAUGAAACAAAACUAUCAACCAAUCAAUCAAUCAAACAAUCAUCUUAUCAUAUUUAAGUAUUGGUGCUAUCUAUACAACAUUUUGUCAUUGUACAUAAUUCAAAACCAUUGUAAAUAAACAUGCAUUACUGAUAAAGCCAACAAAAACAGUAUUUGAAAACAGCAUGUAGGUUUAUAGGCCUAUACUUUAUAUGACAUCGAGCUACUACCCCUUUGUCAAUCAUGCAUUCUAGACAAUAUACAUAUCGUACAGUUUUGUUCUGAGCCUACAGAAAAUGUAAUUUACUUACCCAGCAAUGAGAAAUCUAUUCUUAUAAAUAUAUUGACAUGUAAACCUACAAAAAUACUAAAUAGUUAUAAAAUACUAGGGAGGUGUGCGAAGCAUCAAAAUAUUUUUAAUUUGAAGCAGUAAUUCGAUUCAAAAGAUAUUCGAUUCGAAGCAAUACGGCAUUUUUCUAUUCUUACUUGUCAAUGGAGUGGAUUAACAAUACUUUAAUUUAUUACAUUUGUGUAAUGCAAAUUUUUGUUGAUGUGGUAUUAGGCCUAUUCAUAAUAUAACAUAUGAAUUUUAUGGGAAAAAAUAUUUAUUUUCAAACAUAUAUUAGAAUAACCUGUAUUGCUGGAAAUGUCAGUGAGCUGCUUAACUUGCCUAUUUCAUAACUUUUACUUACAGAAUCAUAUUGUUAAGCAUGUUACAUAUUUUAUAAUAUUGAUUUUACAAAUAAAGAUAUAUGUUUUGGUGUAAACAAAUAAAAACAUUUGUAUGAUUUAUACAACUUUCAAUUGGUUUGCAUUGAUGAAAUGAGAGGAUAGAAUCUACAAAAAUACCAAAUUCAUCACUCUAAAACAUCAAUCUUACUAGUUAAGUAUCAAGUAACAAUUUUUCAGACUUAUUUUUAGAAUGAUUUUGGAGUAGCCUAUCUUGUUUUGGCUAUGUUCACAGUAGUAAAACAUGUCUCACACUGCUUACACUUAACAAGAUUUAUCAUCAUUUGCAAUGUCAAACUAAAAAAAUUAUAAAACAGUUAAAGCAAUAUUUACAUGAAAAUAAUUAAUUAAACAAGAACGCCUUCGUAAAGGAAACGCAACAGCAACACGCUCCUGUAUUGCGGGUAUUGCGUUGACUUUCUGCAGGCGUUUUUCGUAUAUGGAUACUGAUACCCCCAUGAAUCAAAUAGUUUUUUGACCACCACUGAAUGGAAUCGCAAUUUGACACAUUGAAUCAGAAUUUCGAAGCAUCGCACAUCCCUAUAAAAUACCCUCGCUGCAGAAAACCUGCACACAAAUUUAAUUUCUAUAUAACUUUCAACCAACAGUAAUUGUAAUUAUAUUAUUUAUUGGUUCCACCUGGAAAUUGGCCUCAUUUUCAAUUUAGCUAUAUUUAAUGAAGUAAGAAACAAGAAUGUGAAUUUCUCAUCUGUGAACAAACCCUCCUUGUUCUUUAUUUAACUAACAAACAUUUUUAUUUUUACAACUCUCAAUGACAAUCACAUGAUAUUAGUCGUAAACUAAGAUGUUUCUAACAAUUUAGAGGAAAUAUUUAGUGAGAAGUUUUUGAAAUCAUCAUUACAGGAUUUAUUCAAUAACUUCCUUCCUCAUUGCAUCCAAAUCAUAGCAAAUAUUGGUCUCUUCAAAAAUCUACUGAAAACAGCUGAUUUUGGAAAACAUACCUCAUACAAACUAAGCUAAUGUUUCCCCAAGGUUUGGAUGCUGAUAUCUUUAUCUUUGUUGUUUGAUGAUUUUUAUUUUGCGGUCUUUGUAAAUAUUACGAGUAUGGUGUGUACUGAAUUGUGUUGUGUUGUAUUUAUUUAGGUAUAGUGAAAAUAAAGUUUUGUAAUUUUCAAA